Messenger RNA from Pieris napi, 1230 nucleotides. Its product is annotated as serine hydrolase-like protein. NCBI's taxonomy places the organism in Eukaryota, Metazoa, Arthropoda, Insecta, Lepidoptera, Pieridae. Bases 312 to 1211 code for a protein of 299 amino acids. The transcript has 5 exons. The record is from RefSeq and is a predicted model, not a curated record.
AAUAAUUUAAUGCAGUAAAAUUUAUAACAUUACCUACUCUAUUACUACCUGAAAUUGACCUUGAUUGUAUGAAAAUGACAGAACAAUUUAGUGUACUUAAGCAGUUGUAGUUUGAUCUUUGACUUAAAAACUAAUUGUGUCUGUUGCAUAUUACAUAUAUAAUAUAAUUAUUUAUUACUCACUGCUGUAAGAACUACAGCGAACAUUUUCCUCAUUAUUUAAAAACAAAUACUAUGAUAUCCUGGUGACCAAACUCAAUUAAAAUGCGUAAAAUAACUGUAUAAAGUUGGAAAAUAAUUACGGUAUUUAAUAUGGAAUUGAAGGAGUGGAAUUUAAAAGUACCAUGGGGAAAUAUUGCAUUGCUAUCACGUGGCAAUACCAGUGGAGAACCAGUAUUAUUAGUUCAUGGUCGCCUGGACAGUGCAGCAACAUUUCUACCUCUACUAAAGUUGAUACCUGCAAAGUAUUAUUGUGUCCUGGUUGACUUGCCAGGUAAUGGCAAGUCAGAUCCUUUCCCAAAAGGAAUGGUCCUCUCCCGUUUCAUUGGUGUACCCAUCAUAGAUUUAGUAGUGCAACAUUUGGGAUGGGAAAAGUUCACUUAUAUUGGCCAUUCCCUUGGUUCUGAACAGGGAAUGUUCUACGCUUCGAUUUACCCAAAACGAGUGAAAAAAGCGGUCUAUUUAGACCCGGGACCGUCGCUCGAAUAUUGCAAUGCGGUAAAUUAUAAACGAUUUUUCAAGUCAUAUCAGAAUUUUUAUGAUAAUUACCAUAAAUACGAUAGUGAGAGGGAAUACACGAAAGAGCAGGCGAUGAGGUCCGUUCUUAAUGCGAGGGCUAUUAAUGAGGAGGAAGCGGAGAUAGUACUGUCAAGGUGCCUGGUGGAAACGGGGCCCAAUUUGUAUAGAUUAUCCUGGGAUAGGCGUUACAAAAUCACCCCCGGAUUUAAUUCGCUUCCACAACAAUUUUAUAUAGAUUUAUUUUCCCAACAUCGGACGCCGUCGUUAUUUAUUUGUGCCAGCGUCAUGACAGAUUUGUACUACCAGCAGUCAAAUCUAUCUGUCAAACUUAUGUCCCAUAUGUCAGAAGAGAAUAAGAAUGUCAAUGUCAUUUGGGUCGAAGGCGGCCAUGAUGUCCAUUUGACGAAUCCAGAGAGGUUUAUAAAUGAAUUGUUGAUGUUUUUGGAUAAUGAUUUUGUUAUUUCGAAAUUAUAGAUUUUUAUGUAAAAGUUUU